UAUCCAUAAACUUUCAUAAUGUCUACUUAUCUUAUCACUGGUGCCAACCGUGGAAUUGGCUUGGCUCUCUUUAAACAAGUGGCUGCUAAAUCAGAAAACACUGUUAUUGUUACAGUCAGAGACGAAACUAAGGCCGAACAAAUCAAAAAGUUGGGCUACAAGAACGUCCAUGUGAUUGUCAUUGACAUGAUAGCGUCUUUAGAUGAGUUCGAAGCUGCAUUCAAGAACCUUCCAGAAUUGGCCCCCAAUGGUUUCGACGUGGUGAUCCACAAUGCUGGUGUAUGUUCCGAAGGUUCAAUGAGCGCAUUUGCUGACCACAAAUUCACCGAAUUCCAAAGAACUUGGGAAAUCAACUUCUUGGGAUCCGUCAAGUUCUUUAGAAGUGUCCUUCCAACUUUGGAUCUUAACACUAAGCCGGCAAAAGUGGUUGCAAUUUCAACCGUCGCCAGUACUAUCUCCCAGAUGGUAUAUGCUUCUAACAGUUACGGAGCUAGUAAGGCAGCUCUCAACUAUAUUACCAAGGAGAUUGCCCUCGAGAGAAAGGAAAGAGGUGAUAUUGUUGUACCUAUCCACCCUGGAGUAGUUGCAACCGAUAUGACUGCCGAACUUGCAAAAUAUAUGACUGCUGAAGAUGUAGCCAAGUAUAACUUUAUUUCAGCCGAAGGAAGUGCUGCUAAAAUCUGGGAACUCGUUGACAAGUUGACAUUGGAAGACUCAGGCAAGUUCUGGUCGUACGAUGGAUCUGAGAUUCCUUAUUAGAUUAGAAAUAUCAUUAGACCAGAGAUAGACUAGUAGAUAAUAUAUAUCGUCUGAAUACGGUGGGCACAUUGUCCAGUACUUUCUAGUAGCAUUCUAACGAGAAGAAUAAAUGGAACUGUUGUAGUUAUAAGAUAAGCUUAUGUAUGAAUGUCCACACAUCAAAACUUCAUUAGUCAGUAUUCAUGGGGAGUUAAUCCCGGCGAUAGUGCUGAAUAAUAGAGGAAAAUUACGUGUCCAAACCCAGUUCUCAAUAGUUAAGGGAGUUAAAAACGGAGGUAAAGAUUACGCUAAGAUGACGCUAUUAAUCAUGGCCACCAAGCCAUAGAUGGUGUUCGCAAAACCCAAGUAUUUAAACUCACGAAAUUACCCAGCAAAAAUGAUAUCCAUAAACUUUCAUAAUGUCUACUUAUCUUAUCACUGGUGCCAACCGUGGAAUUGGCUUGGCUCUCUUUAAACAAGUGGCUGCUAAAUCAGAAAACACUGUUAUUGUUACAGUCAGAGACGAAACUAAGGCCGAACAAAUCAAAAAGUUGGGCUACAAGAACGUCCAUGUGAUUGUCAUCGACAUUGGGGACACUUUAGAGGCAUUUGAAGCUGCAUUCAAAAGUCUUCCAGAAUUGGCCCCCAAUGGUUUCGAUGCGGUAAUCCACAAUGCUGGUGUACUUUCCGAAGGCACAAUGAGUAAGUUUGGGGACCAUAAACUCAGUGAAUUUCAGAGGGUUUGGGACAUCAACUUCUUGGGAGCCGUCAAGUUCUUGAGAAGUAUUCUCCCAAUCUUGGACCUUAACAAUAAGCCAGUCAAAGUACUUACUGUUUCUUCCUCUGGCGGAACUAUUUCGGAGAUGGUAUUUGCUUGCAACAGUUACGGUGCUAGUAAGGCAGCUCUCAACUAUAUUACCAAGGAAAUUGCCCUCGAGAGAAAGGAAAGAGGUGAUAUCUUCGUACCUAUCCACCCUGGAGUCGUUGAUACAGAUAUGACUACUGAAUUAAAAGGCAAGUAUCACCUUAUUUCAGCCGAAGAAAGUGCUGCUAAAGUCUGGGAACUCGUUGACAAGUUGACAUUGGAAGACUCAGGCAAGUUCUGGUCGUACGAUGGAUCUGAGCUUCCUUAUUAAAUUAGAAAUAUCAUUAGGCUGGAGAUAGAGUAGUUGAUGAUAAAUAUAUAUAUAUAUGGUCUACCGGCAUUGUAUACAAUGGGAAAUUCACUGUCUAUGCUUAUGAAUCUACUGGGGAACCAAAGGUUUCCAGUCGGACAAGGACUUAACGUCCCUUGGAGGAGGAGGGGGAGGAGAUGUGGCCUUGUUCUCGUUGUCUGCAACUGUAUGGAUUUUGGUGCCUGACAAGGACGAGGGCUUGGAUGGCUUAACAGGAAAAGUGGUUCCGGAGGUCGCAUUUGUGACUUGGUCUGUCGCUGUGGGUGUAGCAAUAGGUGAAACCUUAGGAGUAGCAGAAUUAGACCUGCUAGGAACCAAGGGAGUUGACGAGAAACCAAUCGGAAUGGCUGUUUUUCUAGCAGGAGGUGGUGUAGGCACUGGCGAAGGGGCCACUUUUGAGCUUCCAGCACUUCCUGAAACAUCUGUGAGUUGGAUGUCUGUAGGUAUAGGGGGGAGCCUUCUAGGUAAGGCAGAAGUAUUGAUCAGCCCGGUUCUAUCCAGUUCUGUUGUUCUUCUACUACUUGGUGGAGGAGGCACUCUUCUUGAUACAGAGCUGUUAACAGUCGGAGGCCUUCGAGGAGUAGGUGGAGGUGAAUCAAAAUCAUCCAAUAGGUUCAACUCGCUUAACGUAUCGGACAUGAAAUUCGGGUUGUAAGAAGUAUCAGAACCAUUGGGCUCAGACAAUGAGUCAUCAGAUGAGCCGGGAUGUUCACUUUUAUAAGCCUCAUAGAUCUGCUUCGUUAAAUUCAAUUUCUUAGCUUCAUCAAUGAACUUGACACUACUUUUAAAGGUGGCAUAAACAGGCUUAUGGUCGCUGAUUUCGAUGUUCAUCAAUGAAUUAUAGUUCAACUGAGACAAAGGUGGCGCAUCUCUGUGACUUCUUGUUAAAAUUCUGUCUGUCCACGAAGGCACUCUCUGCUUCUCGGAGGUAUCGUAAUUGGAGGUUCCUUUAUCGAACUUGUAGGUGGGAUUAAAGGUGAUAGGUGCUUCCGUGAAUCCUUUGAAUGCUCCACUGCUAGAGUUCAUUUCGUUUAUCAACUGAUCGUUGUCCAAUAAUUCAUCAUAUUGUCCUUGUGCAACUCGUUCUCUGAC
Molecule: messenger RNA, 3005 nt
Organism: Yamadazyma tenuis ATCC 10573
Lineage: Eukaryota; Fungi; Ascomycota; Pichiomycetes; Serinales; Debaryomycetaceae
Source: RefSeq, a predicted model, not a curated record